Messenger RNA from Tribolium castaneum (red flour beetle), 1766 nucleotides. Its product is annotated as zinc finger protein OZF. The coding region runs from base 101 to 1675 and encodes 524 amino acids. Gene Ontology annotation, cellular component: nucleus. Lineage: Eukaryota; Metazoa; Arthropoda; Insecta; Coleoptera; Tenebrionidae. Gene Ontology annotation, molecular function: DNA-binding transcription factor activity, RNA polymerase II-specific; RNA polymerase II cis-regulatory region sequence-specific DNA binding; zinc ion binding. Gene Ontology annotation, biological process: regulation of transcription by RNA polymerase II. The transcript has 6 exons. The record is from RefSeq and is a predicted model, not a curated record.
AAUAAUUCACUUAUUACUUCCCCAAAUUUGGGUUUUUUGGGGUUUUUGGGCAAGUGUUCGCAAAAAUAACCUCGAAAAGUGACAGUUGUCAUAGCGCGAGAUGCAGCCCCCUGAGGGCGUGGGGGCGCGUUUAAGCGACGUGUGUCGCACCUGUCUCGUGAAAAGCCCCCACAUGACGAGUUUUAGCCCCAAAAAUGAGACCACAUCGCACUUAAUUGCGAUGUUAUCAUCGGUUGGGAACAUUGAGAUUGAAGUAAACGACUUGUUGCCGUCGUAUUUGUGCAAAAAAUGCGAGGAGAAAUUAAGGUUAUCGUACGAUUUUCAACUGAUGAUACAAAGGUCGAACGAAAUCGUUCGGGAGUGCAUAAGCGGGGCUGAUAUGGCACAAGAAGUUUCGGAAAAAAUCGAGAUCAAAAUUGAGGAUAAUAGACGGAAGCUGCCCGAAUUUUCGGCGUUUGAGGUCCAGGAGGCUAUAAAUGAGUGUCAGGGGAAGUUUUCCGUGAAGGCUGAGUGCAUAAAAUGCGGGUUUGUGACGAGUAAUUCCCGCGCUCUGUCGGUACAUAUGAGUUACCUCCAUAAGGAAAUGAAGGAACGUUGGUGCUCCACUUGCAACAGUGAGGUGGAAAACUUGGAAACGCACACUUUGAGUCACGUUAAUAGCGAUUUCAAGUGCAAAUUUUGCGGUCGCACGUUCAAAACGCGGGGGAAUUACACCGAACACUUGCGCUGCCACUCGAGUAAUACCAACCUGAUUUUAGCAAAGUCACUAGACAUUAUUCCAGGCGUUAAACCGCACAAUUGCCACAUUUGCCGCAAGGAAUUCACCGCAAAGCGCCACUUAGACAAGCAUUUAAGGACACACUCGCUUCCAACCCAAGAGGUUGACCCCUUGGGGGAAGCCCAGAAUUACUGCAUAAUUUGCAAAAGGCGCGUGCGCAGCUUGAAGGCCCACUUGCUAAAGUGCCACUCUUCCGACCCGAAAAAACCGGACGGUUGUUUGUGCACUCUUUGCGGCAAAAAAUUCAGUUCGUUGUCAAGGUUCCGCGUGCAUAUGCGCACCCACACCGGGGAAGCCCCGUACAAGUGUCGCUACUGCGACAAACGCAGUGCCUCUCGCAACCAUAUUGUGGUGCACGAACGCACCCAUACGGGCGAAAAACCCCAUAUUUGUACCGUCUGUGGCAAGGCGUUCGCCCAAUCUAGUGUGCUCAACACGCAUAUGAAAAUCCAUACGGGGCGACCAAUCGCGUGCGAGAUUUGUGACAAACGGUUUUGUAGACCUGCACAAUUGCGGUUGCAUGUGCGCAAACAUACGGGGGAAAAACCGUACCAGUGUACGGAGUGUGAACAGGCCUUUAGGCAGCGGAGUCAUUUGACCGAGCAUUUGAAAACACAUAGUGACGAUAGGCCGUAUAAAUGCUCGCAUUGUGAGAAGGGUUUUAAGCAAAUUUCCACGCUUAAGUCACACAUCCAGAUACAUUUAGGUACGAAGCCAUUCAAGUGUAGUCAAUGCCCCUAUGCCUGUAGACAGAGUUAUAGUCUCACCAAACAUAUGAAACAGCAUAGUUUGGAUGCCCCCCGGGCUGAAAAGCCCCACUUCUGCCACCUAUGUCAAAGGGGGUUCACAACAAUGGCGAUGCUGACGUCACACAACAGUGGCGUCCAUGGGUUUUAGAUAAAUGUAAAGUGACUAAUGUGUAACAAUUUAUUACUUAUCUACUUUUGUAUCGUACAAAUAAAUAAUCAACUAAUUGCUUUAAAAAUUA